Molecule: messenger RNA, 1350 nt
Organism: Fusarium fujikuroi IMI 58289
Lineage: Eukaryota; Fungi; Ascomycota; Sordariomycetes; Hypocreales; Nectriaceae
Product: related to transcription activator protein acu-15
Exons: 4
Coding region: 1-1350 (449 amino acids)
Biological process (GO): DNA-templated transcription; positive regulation of transcription by RNA polymerase II
Molecular function (GO): sequence-specific DNA binding; DNA-binding transcription factor activity, RNA polymerase II-specific; zinc ion binding
Source: RefSeq, a predicted model, not a curated record
AUGCGUGCCAACACAAGGCAGCACUCUCAGGGCAGCCAAGUGUCUGACGGCUCAGACCUUCCCAGCAAGGAAGUCGGCGACAAGCUCAUUGAGGCCUACUAUGCAAGGGUGCACCCAAAGCAUCCCUUCCUGCCUCGGAAAAGAGUCCUGUCGCUACACGAGGCUAGACUUGAGCUCGUACCAGCGCAUAAGGCUGUGCGUUCCGAAGUUAUGUGGAGCAGAUGCGACUAUGCAACCUUGCAACUAGUAUAUGCCAUUGGAGCACGUUACUUGCAGCUGAGCAACGAUGAUGAUCAUUAUUCGUCUCCAAAGCGACACUAUGCCUGCGCGAUGGCAGAUGCGGACAGUAUCUUUGCAACAGGUAGUCUCGAGAGCUUGGAGGCGAUGCUUCUGCUCACGAUAUAUCAAUUAAGGUCUCCGACAGGUCCUGGGGUCUGGUGGAUGAUCGAGAUAACAAUGCGGUAUUGUAUCGAUAAUGGCCUCCAUCGACAAGCCACCAACAUCCCUCCAACUCUCGAUGAGAGACGGAAACGGAUCUUCUGGACGACAUACAUGUUGGAGAGAUCAAUCGCGCGGACCAUGGGUCGACCUCACUCUAUUUCCGAUAGAGAUAUUGACGUCCCGCUCCCAGCCAACAUCGACGAUGAGCUGGGCACUGACGAAGCCAUCCUUGCAGCAAUUUCUGAGUCGAAACAACAUCCUUCUCAGAUCACCACACUCACGCCAGCUAUUCAUAUCUUUCGGCUGCAACUGAUCGAUUCCAAGAUUUCAUAUACGUACCAUAAAGCCAUCAUACUCCUAAACCUGCCCUUCUUACCCACCCUCACGCCACAAAGCCCGACCUUCCACGAGGUCGUCCACUCCGCCGGACAGGUCUGCUCCCUUUCAAAACGCCUUCACGACCAGCAGACUUACAUCUCUUUUUCUAUGCUCUCGCUACAUGCCAACUUCGUCGCCGGGUUGGUAAUGGUUUACUGUUUCUGCCUCGAUUCGUCAAUCUUUAGUCCCAAGUUCAGCAGCAGCGUUCGAGCGUGUAGCACGAUGCUGUACAUCAUCUCCGAGCGAUGGCCGAGAGCGGUUAAGGCUCGAAACGCAUUUGAUAGGCUCGUCGCUUCUACGAUAGAAAGUGACCACGAUGCAAGCAACACUAUUUUGACAUUUGAAGAUAAUUUACAGGUCUCGCGGGAUGACUUUCAGCCUGGCCUUGUGGCAGAUGAGCCGGGACAGCUAGAGGUUUGGAGUAACUUCGAGUCGAUACUUGGAGAUCAUCACAUUGAUCUGGGAACUUGGAUGCAUGAUAGUAUCUUUGACACGAUGGGCACGUUUCAGUCGAUGGAUUGGACGGAGUAG